Messenger RNA from Triticum urartu, 977 nucleotides. RefSeq names its product protein RALF-like 33. Gene Ontology annotation, cellular component: plasmodesma. NCBI's taxonomy places the organism in Eukaryota, Viridiplantae, Streptophyta, Magnoliopsida, Poales, Poaceae. Gene Ontology annotation, biological process: calcium-mediated signaling. The record is from RefSeq and is a predicted model, not a curated record.
AUUGCCUGGCUGCACAUGGCCAUUGUCUCCGACGACACGCUUCCUCCUCCUCGUCACAUGAGUUGUGUCCAGUUGUUGCGCACCGCACCGCGCCGAAUCCAGUCGCAACGCGGCCGCAUCGCGCCGCGCUACCGUUCUCCUCCGCCCCGCUCCGCGUCUUUAUUAUUUGGCUCGGGGGUUGGGACCCCUUUCUAUUUCACCAGUCCCACCCCCGCCGCUCCCCAGCCUCUUCCCACUUUAUCCCUCUCGCCCACCUCCCUCCUCUCCUCUCCUCUCCCCUCCUCUCGUCACACCGCGCCAGCUAAGGCUUCGCUGUGCGCUCCCCUCCCCCACGCGCAUUCAUUCUCGCCCGCUACCCCUCGCCGCCGCCGCGCCAUGGCCGGCGUUAGGAGCCUCGUGCUGCUCCUCCUGGUGCUCGCCGUCGCGCUGUCCGCCUCCGCCUCGUCCAUCGCCGGCGGGGACCACCUGCAGCUCGGCCUCCUCUCCGGCGGCGCUGGCCGCGGGGAGUGCAGGGGCACCGUGGCCGAGUGCGGCGGGGAGGACGCGGAGGGGGAGCUCGGGUCCGCGUCGGCCGAGGCGCACCGCCGCGUGCUGCAGGGCCGCGGCUACAUCAGCUACGGCGCGCUGCGCAGGGGCACCGUCCCCUGCAACCGCCGCGGCGCCAGCUACUACAACUGCCGCCCCGGCGCCCAGGCCAACCCCUACCACCGCGGAUGCUCCCGCAUCACCCGCUGCCGCGGCUAAGCCUCGGAUCCGCGCCCAGAGAUCACGUCCUCUCAGUUCAAAAAUAAGCUGCUUCUCGUGCUGUUCUUUAAGCGGUGCCACUAGUAUACUGCUGCUGCUACUAUUUAUUAGUUAAAUUUCUUUGGUUGUUGCCGCUGCUGUGUUGGCCUAUUGGGACAUUUGUUGCCGUCGUUGUUGUAAAGUAUAAGAGAGAUUUGUGCCUUAAUAUGAAGAGAUAUUUGUUAUUCUUUGAA